Molecule: messenger RNA, 1629 nt
Organism: Chaetomium fimeti
Lineage: Eukaryota; Fungi; Ascomycota; Sordariomycetes; Sordariales; Chaetomiaceae
Exons: 2
Coding region: 212-1549 (445 amino acids)
Source: RefSeq, a predicted model, not a curated record
GCUUCCGAGGGGCCUUGCUCGCGUCGAGAGAAAGCGGUCCUGCGUCGCUUUCUCCCCUCUCUCCCGCUCGAUCCAUCUUUAAGCAUCUUUGGUUGCGGUCCCCUCCAUCACGGACCGAUACCCGCUUCUCAUUUCUUCAUUCUCUUAUAGGUGCUCACUCCUGUCCUUGCAACAAGUUUCCGCCGUCAAACACCCAGCACAGCCUGUGACAAUGCCCCGAAGCAAGCGCGCAAAGCCCAACGCACCUCUACCAGAGAGCUCAUCUACACCAGAUAUGUCGGCUCAAGCGGCAGCUCCAAGCGAUAUGCAGACUAGCCUCACCGGCCAGCAGCCGACCACUUACAGAAACUGCACCGCCACGUGCUGCCAGACGGAUUCCCGGGCCGCCCACCUCCGCGCACUAGACCGCUACACGAACGGGCCCUGCGUGGAUGGACUACUAGAUAGAGGCGGCUGGGAGACGUUGGCCACCAUGGUGAUAGUGCAGGCGGGGACUGUACGAAAGCUGGGCCUGGCGCGGUGGGAAGAUCUGACCCCUGAGACGAGGGAGAAGCUAAGCAGCUGGUCCCCCGCCGCGAGACAAUUGUGGGAAUCGGACUUCCUGGCUCAUCAUGAGGCCAUGGUUCGGGCUUGGAUCUGGCAUUAUCUUGACGAUAACCUGUUUUCCUUUGCGGGUGGCGCCCAGGGGCAGUCGCUCGUUGCGCUCAGUUCCCCGGUCUGGGAGCAUUUCCGGGCGUUUCGCCGGGAUCUGAAUGUCCUGCUCCAUGACCCCAAGGGCCCCGAUGAUCACCUGUAUCGAAUCCAGUUCUAUGCCUGGAGCCGCAUGACCGAACACCUCGUCCGCAAAGGGCUCGGUGAGGAGGAUUCGAUCAAGGCGGCAGACUUGGUCCCCCAUUAUAAGAAACAUCUUCGCCUCAUUCUCCAGGAUGGAGACGACAAGAUUCCUGACGAUGCUCAUGAUGGAGACUUGAGGUGGCGUUUUGGCGAUAUUGAGGACACUCCCGGCGGCCCUCCGCAUCACCAGAUCAGGCAACUCAUCGAGGCAGCCCUGAUCGCACAGUAUUAUGUCCAUGGAGUCUACCCCGGGAGCCACACCCUCAGAUUCUCCCCAAUUGGCAGCGACAGCAUCUUCGGCUUUCCCGUCGACGAAGAGUGGAUGAAGUUGACCUACCCAGUCGAGAUCCCCUACUACCGACCCGGUAGUGAGGAGAUGCCGCCCGUUCAGCUGGUCAGCGAUCCCAUGCUUGUCGUCAGCGGUGUUGAUGGUCUGAGCUACGACAGAAAAUUUACUCGUCACGCCCCUAUGCGAGUUGUCGCCCCUUGGACAUUUGGCGGCAAGGAGGCCGCGCCGUUCGUCUACCCCGGGUUUGAAAAAGGCUGGGAGCAGGUUCAGGCCAGGCAUGCGGAAAGAAUCGAAGCGAUGCUCAAGAAGGCCGGGGGGGAGGGAGCAGCAGACCUAACGGACAACAGCGAGGCGUCCCAGACCACGCAGGACCACGCUGCCGACGAGGGAGAGACUGAGGAUCAGGCCGACUCGUCGAAGGAUUAGGAGGCCUGGAGGCUUGUUGAGGUUCUUGUCCGUCAUUCCUUAACCAUUGGUACCUUAGGUAGUCAACACGCACACUGUGG